AUGCCAAACGGCAUCAAUGGGAUCAGCAAGCGCCAGCAGCAGCGCAAUGAAAAGGCCUUGACGGAGCUGAUCCGCACCGUUCCUGGCAAUGACCGAUGUGCCGAUUGCGAUGCCUUGACCCCAGGAUGGGCAAGUUGGAAUAUGGGUAUCUUCCUCUGCAUGCGCUGCGCCGCACUGCAUCGAAAGCUGGGCACACAUAUCUCCAAGAUCAAAUCUUUAAGCAUGGACAGCUGGUCCUCGGAGCAGGUUGAUAACAUGAAAUCGCAUGGCAACAUCCUUAUGAACAAGAUCUACAACCCGCGAAACAUUAAGCCUCCAAUUCCGACCGAUAUCGAUGAGGCCGAUGCGUGCAUGGAGCGGCACAUUCGAGCCAAGUAUCAAUAUCGUUCGUUGGAAAAUGGGAAGCCGAAGCCCCCGAGCCGGGAGGAUUCGAGCUAUUCCAACCCCAGGACCAAGUCACCCGAGCUGUCAAGAAGGGACUAUGAUGACAGAUCUCCAGAGGGAUCUCCUCCGCCUCUGCCGCCAAAGUCUGGCAAGUUCUUCAAGUUCGGUCUCCGGUCCUCGUCCUCCACAUCCAACCUCCGCCGAUUCGGAAACAAGCCUAAGGUCACAUCGCCAACUUCAGACAGUGGUUCUUGGUCACCACCGCCGCCAUUGCCAUCCAGGAGGACCACGGGACUUGGUGCGCCUGUUGCCGAUGUGACGACCGCCUCGUUUGAAUCUAAAAUGGCUGCACUGCAGGAUAUGGGAUUCACCAAUGACCGACGAAAUGAGAUGGUUCUCAAGGGAUUAAAUGAAGAUUUAGACCGGGCAGUCGAAACGUUGGUCAGGUUGGGCGAGGGAAGCAACCCUACGUCAAGGUCCAGAACUCCUGCUGCGGCAAGCAAUGGCGCAUCUGCGCGCGCGGUAACCCCGAAGCCCGAGACAUCCAACAAUCCGUUUGACCGCGCCGUGUCGAAUCCAGUGCCCCAGCAAUCGCAACCCCAGACCGCUUCUUACAAUCCUUUUGACAAACCAACCCUCACGGCUGCCUCUGCGCAACCCUUGGAAUCGUCGUUCCAGAACCUGCAGGUUUCCCAGCCAUUGUUCCCACACUCCACCGGUGGAUAUCCAAACCAGGCAAGCUCCAUGCAGCAGCCCAUGUACCAACAGCCAUACACGCCUCCAGUCACGGCAACCUUCUCACAGUCUUCCUAUGUCGCCUCGCCCCAGACAAUGGAUAGCUACAAUCCUUUUGCCCAGACAGCGCCGCAGCCGCAGCCGCAGCAGCCACAGAAUGGCUUGGCCAGCCAGUCAUAUCCAAACCCGAGUGCACAGCAGACGAACCCUUUCUUUAACACUGCGCAGCAAAACCAACCCAUGCAGCAACAAGCUCAACAAAUGACCAAGCAAGUGCCAACACUCGCGGCUCCCAACCAGCCUCAUCACGCGAACACCAUGCCGACCAUGUCUUCCUCGUCACCUUUUGGUACCUCGCCAUUCGGACCCUCGCCUUCAUUCCAAGGGCAGCAGCAGCAACCCCAGCAGCAACCAAAUGGUCUGGGGUCAUACAACCCCUUUCAGUCAGGUCCGGCACCGACCACACCCCAGGGCGCAGGCGGCUACCCCAAUCAACAUCAGCAGCCGCAGCAACUCAUGCCGCAGCCCACGGGACAGAUGGACAAAAACAGCAUUCUUUCCUUGUACAAUUUGGGUCCCUCCCAAUCUAAUAUUCCUCCCGUCCCCCAACAAUACCAGGCUCAGCCCCAAUCCACGGGAAUGAACCCCUUCCCCCAACCCUCGAACCCAUACGCCUCUAUGCAACAGAACCAGACAAACCCCCAGCAUCAGCCUCAGUCCCAACCUCAGCAACAAGCUGCCAAUGUUCAAUCCUCCUCAGCCAACAACCCAUUCUUCGGCGGCGCUCCAACCGCUACCGGUCUUUCCGCUCAAGCAGGGCUGAACCCCUACCAGCAACAGCAGCAACAACAACAGCCCUCCCCAGGCGCUGGUAGCGGUCUUGCUGCUCAGGCGGGGAUAAACCCCUACCAACAGCAGCAACAGCAACAACAGCAACAGCAGAAACCAACCUCGGGAACUGGUCUCGCAGCCCAGGCAGGAAUAAACCCCUACCAACAACAGCAACAGCCGGGACUAGGAAUUGGCGGCAUGAACAACCAGCCUGGAGGCUUUGGAACAACCCCAACUAUGGGAGGGAACCCCUCCCCGUUCAAAAGCGCGCCUCCGGCAGCCUCGGCAUUCAAUCGAACCCAUAUGAGCCAGCCGAGCGUGGACGUGAGCGGAUUGCAGAAUGGUCGGCAUAGUCCUGAUGCUUUUGCUAGUCUGAGUGCUCGCCAUGGUUGA
This is a messenger RNA of Penicillium canescens, 2343 nucleotides long. RefSeq lists its product as uncharacterized. Gene Ontology annotation, molecular function: GTPase activator activity; protein binding. Bases 1 to 2343 code for a protein of 780 amino acids. NCBI's taxonomy places the organism in Eukaryota, Fungi, Ascomycota, Eurotiomycetes, Eurotiales, Aspergillaceae. Gene Ontology annotation, biological process: endocytosis; intra-Golgi vesicle-mediated transport; endoplasmic reticulum to Golgi vesicle-mediated transport. The record is from RefSeq and is a predicted model, not a curated record. The transcript has 4 exons. Gene Ontology annotation, cellular component: Golgi apparatus.